AUGUGGGUAUCAACAAAAAAAAUAUUUAGAAAUUACCUUAUGUAUUUUCAAUUUAUUAGUAGAAAUGAUUGGUAUGUUUUUAAUUUUACCAACAAGAAAGAAAUGUACUCAAAAGAAAUACAUAAAUCUUCAUUUGCUUCAAUUUAUUCGAGCAAUUUAAUGAUUGAAGUUGAAGAAUCAAAUGUUAUUGAAUUUUUGCAAAAUAUUAAAGAUACAAAUAAUAUAAAUUAUGAGUUUUAUCCAGAGAAAUGUAAUAUUAAAGUUGAUAUGAUAAUUACUUUAACCGAAGGUUUUCAUCCAUUUAAAUUGGAAUUAGAAUUGGAGUUAAAAGAUCCUGAUUACUUUUAUUUCCAUUUGACUUGUCCUCUUUUAAAAUUAAUUCAACUGUUAAAAAAAAAUCAAGAAAAUUUAUGUAAUUUAUUAAAAAGAAAAGAUAUAGAAAUUGGUGAAUACAUAUUAGAAGGAGGAACCAUUACUCAAAAAAAUAUUAAAACUGAGACGUAUGAAGAUUAUUUAAAUAAUCCUCUCCACAAAGAUUUAUCUGAUGAAAGCCUCAAUCUAUAUGAAUUAUAUUCAUCUCCUCUCAAUGAACCAUAUAAUACUAAAAAUCUUGAGGAGUACAUAGAGUUUAAUAACAAAGUCAAUGAAGAGGAAAAAGAAGCUCAAAAAAAAUAUUACUCAGACAAUAAAAAAUUGAAUUUGAGUUCAACUUCUAUGGACAAUAUAAUGACACAUACAUCAAAGGUUAAAAAGAAAAAAAUGUCAUCAUUAUUAAAAAACCUUUGAAAAAACUAUUAAAUAUAUAAUAAUU
Molecule: messenger RNA, 811 nt
Organism: Sipha flava (yellow sugarcane aphid)
Lineage: Eukaryota; Metazoa; Arthropoda; Insecta; Hemiptera; Aphididae
Exons: 5
Coding region: 1-786 (261 amino acids)
Biological process (GO): double-strand break repair
Cellular component (GO): nucleus
Source: RefSeq, a predicted model, not a curated record